Molecule: messenger RNA, 2494 nt
Organism: Megalobrama amblycephala (Wuchang bream)
Lineage: Eukaryota; Metazoa; Chordata; Actinopteri; Cypriniformes; Xenocyprididae
Product: FGGY carbohydrate kinase domain-containing protein-like
Biological process (GO): carbohydrate metabolic process
Molecular function (GO): phosphotransferase activity, alcohol group as acceptor; kinase activity
Source: RefSeq, a predicted model, not a curated record
CUAUUACCUGUGGAGUGCCCCAAGGAUCCAUUUUGGGGCCACUUCUUUUUAAUUUAUAUAUGCGACCUUUGGGAGACAUUAUUAGGAGACACAAUGUUUCAUUUCAUUUAUAUGCUGUUGAUACCCAGUUGUACAUACCAUUGAAAGCUGGCGAUACUAUUCAACUCUUAUUGGCCUGCCUUGGGGACAUCAAGAAAUGGCUGUCCAAUAGCUUUCUUCGACUAAAUGAAAAUAAAAUGGAAGUAAUCGUCUUUGGUCCCCCUAAGUUGAGAAGUGGUCUUAUGAAUGAGCUUGGCAAGCAUUUCCCCUCCCAGGUUAGGAAUCUUGGUGUCAUUCUGGAUUCUGAACUUUGCUUAACUAAGCAAACUAAUACAGUUGUCAAGAACAUCAUCUCGAGACUGAAAUCAUUUUUAACUUUUAAUGACCUGGAGAAAGUCAUUCAUGCUUUUAUUACCUCUCGCCUUGACUACUGUAAUUCAUUAUAUCUGGGUCUUCCUCAGUCAUCCAUUGCACGCUUACAGAUGGUACACAAUGCAGCUGUGAGACUGUUGACCGGGGCAAAGAAAACAGAGCACAUUACACCAAUUUUAGCCUCUCUUCAUGGGCUUCCUGUCUAUUUUAGAAUUCAAUUUAAAAUUUUGUUGUUUGUUUUUAAAGCUCUUAAUGGUCAAGCCCCAUAUUAUCUCUCGGUUCAUCUUAUUCCUUCUUCAUCCUCCAGAUCUCUAAGAUCUUCUGAUAGAGCUCUCUUGGUUGUCCCUCGUUCACGUUUAAAAACGAAGGGUGAUAGUGCUUUUUCUAUUGCGGCCCCCCGUCUCUGGAACCAACUUCCACUGGACAUUCGCCUUGCACCUUCCAUUACAACUUUUAAAAUGAAGUUGAAAACAUAUCUUUAUUCCCAGGCAUUUUAAAUGGAUUUUGUCUAUGUUUUAUUGUUUUAUCUGUUUUGUUUAUUUUAUGUUUAUGUUUAUGUUUAUCUUUGACUUUGUUCAGCACUUUGGUCAGUUCUGCUGUGAUAAAUGUGCUAUAUAAAUAAACUUUACUUACUUACUUACUUACAAACAUAUUUUUCAUAUCAUGACCUGAUCAUAUCGUAUCCACACAGUAAUGAAGCUUCUCUCCUGCCGCAGGUCUCUGUGUACUCUGGUCUGUAAGUGGACGUAUUCCCCGUCUGAAGGGUGGGACGACACCUUCUGGAGCGCCGUCGGCCUGGAGGACCUGAUGGAGAACAGUUACUCUAAGAUCGGUGAGCAGACAUGUUGUCCCGGGACUCCUGUAGGACGAGGACUGACCGCAGACGCCGCUGCAGAUCUGGGCCUGAGACCGGGGACGGCUGUGGCCGCUUCGCUCAUAGACGCUCACGCAGGAGGGUUAGGGGUGAUCGGGGCCGAUGUGAGCGGACACCAGCUGCCCUGUGAAGAGCAACCGGUCACGUCCCGUAUGGCGCUCAUCUGUGGGACGUCCUCGUGUCACAUGGCUGUGAGCACGCAGCCGCUGUUCGUCCCCGGGGUCUGGGGCCCGUAUCUGUCCGCAAUGCUGCCGGGACUGUGGCUGAAUGAGGGCGGUCAGAGCGCCACGGGGCGACUGGUGGACCAUGUGGUGAAGGGACACGCGGCGUACGGUCAGCUGAGAGAGCAGGCGGAGACGAGUGGGAAACACGUUUGCUCCUGCCUGAACCUCCAUCUGCAGCACAUGUGUGGAGACGCAGCACAUCUGGAGCAGCUGACCGCCGGCCUGCACAUCUGGCCUGAUUUCCACGGCAACCGCUCUCCUCUGGCCGACCAGACGUCACGGGGCUUGGUUGUGGGACUCACUUUAUCACAGACGCUGGAUGAUUUGGCUCUGCUGUAUCUAGCAACUCUUCAGGCCAUCGCUCUCGGCACCAGACACAUCAUAGAUGCCAUGAGAGAGGCAGGACAUGACAUCACAACCCUCUUCCUGUGCGGGGGGCUGAGCAAGAACGCUCUGUUCGUACAGACACACGCCAACAUCACGGGGCUGCCGGUGGUCCUGCCGGCCGAACCAGAGGCUGUGCUGCUGGGAUCUGCUGUGAUCGGAGCCUGUGCUUCAUCUGACUGCGGAUCCAUACAGGAAGCAAUGAAGAAGAUGACCAGAAUCGGGCAUGUGGUCAGACCAAACCCUGAGCUAGAAAGCUUUUACAGAAGGAAGUACGCCGUGUUUCUGCGUCUGUACGAUCAUCAGAAGGAGUGUGUGGCGCUGAUGGAGGAUGAUGGAGUUUGACAUAGAUUAAACACAAGAGUCUUGACAUGAAGACUGCUUCAAAUGACCAAAAACACCAGAUUUUCAUGAAUCUGUCCUUUAUCUGAACAUUAUAUGUGUUCAGCCCUUUACACCUGCACAGGUAUUUUACACAAAUGAGCAGGAGUGAGGAAACUAUCACCAGAUAAAACCAGUCAAAACCACUUUUGUGUUCGACCAUAACUGGAAUCAGUGUUGAAAUAUGCAUUUCAGAGCAAUAAAAGUCUUUUUAAAAUCA